AUUAGGUAAACAGAGCAAUCAAAAAAAUUAACAUCAAAUUGUGUAAUUCUACACGUCAAAGGUCGAUAAUAAAAAACAAUGCACAAAUGACGCUGCAACGACAUAGAACGAACUUCCUACAACAAAAUAGAAAUAGUUGCAACAAUCAAACUAAAAGCUGCCACCCGCCGACUGCCCCCAAAUGGGCAAACAUAUGCACAAUACUCCUCCUCUGUCUGCUGUUGUCGUCCUGCCAACUGGGUCGUGCACAACAACAACAGCAAGCUCGACAGGGGCAGCAACAACAACAACAGCCACCCCAUUCGGAGUUGGAGUCAGUUGAACUGCUGCAGGACGACAACGAUAUCGAAUUCGCCAGUCUCGAUGGCGCCACACAGCUGCUGCCAGCAACUCGUCACAGCGUCGACGCCACAGCGGCGCCACCAUCGACGCCAGCCCUCCUGCUGACAUCAUCAUCAUCCUACACGGAGCUCCAAGGCGGCGAGAUUCUCAGCGAGCGCAUAUUGCGGCUCAGCGAGAGCCCGUACCUAGCACGCGAUGACCUGGAGGUGGUGCGGGGCGCUCGUCUGACCAUCGAGCCGGGCGUGACCGUUGAGUUUGCCCCCACCAAGGGACUCAAAGUGCGCGGCGUGCUACAAGCUGUGGGCACUCCCACAGCGCGUAUUGUGUUGAAAUCACAAAGUAACACUGCCAAUUACAAAAUGGAGCUGCCAGAUGAUCAGGAAAAGGGCAUCCGAUUGGUGGAUGGACCAACACCCGUCGAGGGACGACUUCAGCUAUUCCACAAGGGCGCCUGGCGUUCAGUUUGCUCCAAUUCAAGAAACUGGACAAUGGCAGACUAUGCUGUGGCCUGUAAACAGAUGGGCUACAAGGGUGGUCGUUUCUGGAACUGGGUGGAACGGACAGCUGGCAUCUAUCCCCGAUUGCUGUACGAGCAGCCCAAGUGCCGAGGGGUUGAGAAUAGUUUGCUGGACUGUGCGUGGAGUUCACGGCAAAUGGGCGCCGGAUCGUGUGACUACCACAAUGAUUUGGGUAUUCAGUGCCAGCCGGUGCACUCGGAGCCACUGGCUCACUGGGGUGGUCUGUACUUUGACAAUGCGCCCUCGACCAAAUCCCUGGGCAAGGAUAACACAGUAUACGCCGCUCAAUCCGAAUCCCGUCUCAAGUAUGUGGACAUUAUUCGAGCGGGUAACGGAGCUGGCUUCAGUGCAAAGUCGGCGCUGGAAGUUCAGGGAUUGCCACCGCAAAUGGAGCACGUGGUGAUCAGUCAUUCGGCGUACACAGGCUUCAACAGCACGCGACCCUGGGCGGGCUUCCAGCUGCAGAAUGUGACGGUGCGCAAGAGCAACGGCAUCGGCAUCUUUGUCAACUCCAGCCAGGGUCUGGUGCAGCUCGACGGCUGCUCGGUAGUCGAUAAUGCAGCUGAUGGUGUCAAGUAUGUGGGUCACGAUUUGCGGGGCACGGAGCGUACAGAUCGGGCUAGCAUCUAUGACUUUUGCACACUGCCCACGACAUCGGGUCAGACGUAUCCCAUCUCCCUGUCCUACACACAGAAGUACUAUGCCGGCUCGGCAAAGGAAUGCGGCAAAUACUUCUUCACUCGACCCGGAUACUAUCUCACCCUGCACUUUGAGCACUUUGUGCUGCAGCAGAACGAGACGGCCACCGUGGAGAUAUUCGAUGGUGCCUCCACCAACGAUCGCCUGCUGUUUCUGUGGCAUGCGAGGAACUUUACACGGCCACAGAGUGUGACCAGCACAAGGGAUAAGAUGUUUGUGAGAAUCCGCGCGGAUGCACGUCGCGAGUUGAAUGGCUACUUUAGAAUCACCUCGGGUGACUCUGUGGCCUACGAUCUGCGGCUCGUGCAGUCCACCGUUGAGGAUAAUGGUGGACGUGGCGUGGCCAUCGAUAAUAUACGCUCCAAGCUGCACGUUCAUGCGAGUUCCGUUUCCGGCAAUGGUCAUGUUGCUGGAGUGCAUGUGACCAGCGGUGCGGGUGACGUCAACAUCACCAGCAGCAACAUUAGCUUUAACAAUGGAGCCGGCGUCAACAUCACAUAUUAUGGCGGAAAUCGGAAUAUCUCCCGCUCGGCCAUCAGCUCGAAUCGUGGCUAUGGAUUGGCCACUUGGCUGAAUCACACCACCGAUGUAGAACGCAUUGAGUAUAUACCCUUUAAUCAGACCACUGUGGUGGAGUACUCACAGAUUGGUGGCAACCUGGAGAUGGGCGUCUUUCAUGGCAACUACUGCCAACCCAUUUGGGUAAACAUCACGGGGAAUAGCUUCAAUGGCAGCCAGCAGAACGACAUCUUCAUCGAGUCGUGCUACCAGGCCACGGCGAAUGGUCAGCCGAAUAUGCAGCUCCAGCUGGGACACAAUAUGUUCAAGUACAGCCAGGCGAAUGCCAUCUAUCUGAGCCCCGCCCUCAAUCUGCACGGUCGCAUCGAGUACAACAUGUUUCGGUUCGGUGCCUAUGGCUGCAUUUAUGUGAACAACGAUUACAUCUACCAGGAAUUCAACUAUCUGCCUGUUAAACUGAUCAUUCAGAGCAACUACUUUAUGCGCAACAGUGGACUCCAUGUCGUAUCCCUCGCUGUGUCCCCCUCCAGCCGGACCGAGGUACAGUAUAUACUCUUCACGCGUAAUUUCGUUAAGGGCAACAAUAUCACGGAGGCCUUUGGACCGCUUAUCGCCGGGAGUGAGGGCAGCGAUGGCGCCGGACGUUUGAAUCCUCGUUCUCGAGUCGCUGCUCCAGUUGUGGUCGGUUCCAGCAAUGUGGACAUCUUUCGUAACAUAUUACACAACUUGGAUUCGGCUUAUGAGAUUGGCUCCCAGCUGACGGAUCAGAGUCAGAUCAUCAAUGCCACCUGCAAUUGGCUGGGACACACGGACGAGAAUCGCAUCUAUGCAAGGCUCUUCCAUCGCAACGAUCGCUACAAUCUGGCCAAGAUUAACUAUAUACCCUAUCUGCUGCACAACUCGAAUCCUGGCUCCACUGCAAUGAUCACCGUUUCCACAGUAGUCCCUCGUUUCUUUCACGAAGGUACCGACGUAAUUGGUGGCGAGGUGGACGGUCAGGACAUGGUGCCAGCGGGCACCUACACUGUGACCAAGGACAUCAACAUACGGCCAGGUGGCAAGCUCAUCCUGCAACCGGGCACAACGUUGCGCUUUGAGCCCAGUGUAGGCAUGAUGGUCGCAGGCAAACUGGAGGCGCGCGGUCGCCGUCCUGACGACAUACUCUUCACCCUGAAAAGGGAGACCAUCAUUGGGGAGCACAACGAUACGGAAACGAUUGAUUUAGACACUGAAACGGAGGCCAUCGAUAUGGAGACGGAGAUGAUGCCCGCAGAUGGAAAGCCGCGGGUGCCAGUGCGUCUGGUGGGUGGAGCGGGUGCUCAUGAGGGUCGACUACAGCUGUACCUGAAGGGUCGCUGGGGCACCGUCUGUGACUAUGGCUGGAAUGUGCUGAAUGCGGCUCUCGUUUGCCAUCAGCUGGGCUACUCCCUCAAUCCUAUGGACUGGAGACUGCUGCGCUCGCAGCUACCCAAUGCGGGCACCUCCGAGGAUGUGCUUGUGGCAAAUGUGCGCUGCACACCACACGAUCGCGACGUGACCAAGUGUCGGGCGGAGUACGACUUCGAGAACAGCUGCAGUCAUGAGAACGAUGUCGGACUGCGCUGCUACGAGGGCGCCUGGGCAGGAGUACGUUUCAGCAUGCUGGCGGAGCGUGCUGAUCUGCAGUACGUGACCGUGGAGAAGGCGGGCCUGUUUGACUACACCACCAAUGCCUUUAAGCCGGCGGUGCAAAUGGAUCAUGCCCGUCACAAUCUGGAGAACGUGCGGGUGGUUAACAAUUUACAGGAUGGCCUGGGCAUCAUCUAUGCGGACAUCUAUGCUGGGAAGUCAGUGAACAAUAUUAAGAACUCUGAGUUCUCAGGGAAUCGCGGCAGCGGCAUCAGCUUCAAGCAGCUCGACUUUCGCAUCUCCGGCUCUAUUAUCAAGGAUAAUCGUGGCAGCGGCAUCUCCCACGACGCAGUGAUUGCCUCGCUGGAUCAGAAAGAGAUCGGCGGCUGGUUUAAUAUGGCCAGGGACUUUAAUGCUUACGACACGGACUACGAUCCGUAUCUGCUGCCCCAUGAGAUCUCGAACAUUGAUCUGGGCACCUUUGAGCACAAGUACAUACGUACCGAGGAGCUGCUCGGCCAGUCCGUCAGUCGCAAGAUUGUGGUACAGUGUCCAGCCGGCUAUGUCAUUGGCAUACAGCUCCUUAAUCCCAUACAUAAUCUAUCCACGGAGAGCAUUAGCAUUUUGAAUGCCCGCACGGAGAACAUACGCAGCGAUCUGUGGCAGGUGAAACGUGAUCUGAAUAUUUUCCCAGCAACCAGCAGCAGCUAUGGCAUUAUCAUCUACUACGAAAGUGGCUUACAGGCUCUGGGCGGCGCUGUGCUCAUGCUCAGCACAGUUACGGCACCCGUGCAGAACGUACGCAAUCGGAUUGUAAGCGGAGCGGUGCCCACAUUAACCAUACGCUCCACCAAGAUACAAAAGAAUCAGCGCGGCAUUACGGGAUAUUACUAUAAUCGAUAUAUCGGAGACAAUGGAGAGUAUUAUCUGCGCAAGGCCAACGAGUCGAUAAAGCUAAUCAACUCGGAGCUGAGCUUCAACGAGCGUGAGGCCAUCCUCAUCAAGUCACCCUUCUGGGAUGUCAUCUCGAGUAAUCUGUCAGAGGUCACCCUACACAUCAAUAGUUCGCUCAUCAGCCAGAAUGGCUUUGGCAUACGCCAGAUGUCCAAGGAUUUGCGCUCGUCCAAUAAUCUGUUCCAUUAUGUGAUUCAGGACAGCACUGUGGAGCAGAAUACACAUGGUGGCUUCCAGGUGGCUCUACCCUAUGUCUGGCAAUACAAUGAGAACUUUACGCACUCAAUUUACUUUGGGAACAGCACCUGGCAGCGCAAUCGCAACUUCCACAUAGGUGUCUUUGGCCACUAUACGGUCUUUAAUAUAACCUCAAAUGUAUUCCGGGAGAAUAACUGCCCCGGUGCCCUGAUAGCUUUAGAUGGCAUGGAGAAGCGUCUUCGCUUUGAUAACAAUCGCUUCGAGGCGAACAGUGCCAGAUUUGUACUGCUCUUCAAGGCGGACAGCCUUAGCGAGAUCAUUGGCCAAGUCCCGGCCAGCAUUGAGUACAACACCUUCAAGGGCAACAACAUUGUCACAAUGAUGGCCGACUAUCGGCAUUAUAUGAGAGCCGCCCGACGUGUUCGCAAACAACAUCGGUUGCCCAGCGCAGUCAUCCGAUUGGAUGGUGUGCAGAAUGUGAAACUCUAUCGGAAUCUCAUUGCUGACAAUGAAAUGGAUUACAAUUUGGUAGCAGGUGUGAGAUCUGCGCGUUUGAACAACUACUUUUAUGCAGCGGAGAAUUGGUGGGGUUCCAGGGAUGCCGCCUACAUUGAGUCGAAGAUCUUUGGCUUUGACAACUGGAACGAUCAUGCUGACGUCAUCUAUCAGCCCUUCCUCAUCGAGGAUAGUUACGAUGCGAGCGUCUCUGUGGUGGCACCACUUAACGAGGACGUCAACCUGGCCACCUAUCGCGGAGGCCGCGUCUAUCGGGAUCUCACGCUGCCCAAACAGGCGACACCCUACUAUAUAGCAUCGGAUAUAACCGUUAUGCCGGAUACUACGCUGACCAUACAACAUGGCGUCACGCUGGAGUUUGAGCCGAAUGUGGGCAUCUUAGUGCUGGGCACCCUAAUUGCUACUGGCUACAAGGAGUCACCAAUUGUUAUGCGUCCGUACAGGAAUGCCACCAAGGAGUCCCUAGUUCAAGCACCGCCACUCCGCAAACGUGCCCUCGAGGAUAUGAGCGCUGCCCUCACCGAUUUUGACUCCAUACGCCUGUGCACGAGUGCCAGCAACUGUACGGGAGAUGCGGAUGGUCUGUUUGGCCUGAACGAGGGCUUUCUGGAGUACUUCAAUCACACGACACUCCAGUGGGUGCCCAUUUGUGAUGGUCGGUUCACGGAACGCAAUGCGCAGGUCGUUUGCCGAGAGCUGGGCUAUGAUCCGCUCAAUGUGUACUAUGGUCACGACAGGCGCAUUGAGUUCCACACCAAUUCGCUGACACGCAUCUGGUCCUGGGUGCAGCCCCUGGAGUGCCGUGGCGAUGAGGAGCGCAUGGAGGACUGUUCCGAGCGUCUAAAUGGACAACUGUACGGUCAUCGUCACGAGUGCCGCUGGGAUGACGUCUUCGUCUUUGUCAGCUGCAAUGGCAUUGCCGACGAUGAUGUCUACUGGGGCGGCAUUCGGUUCGCCAACUCCAAGUUCGAGGAGAUUCAGUACGAGCAUCGGUUGCAUAACACACGCUCCCAUGGACAGCAGAAGCAGCGCGAGAGCCAGCUAGAGUUUGUACGCAUCGAGCAGGCGGGCAUUCUGCACAAUCACAAGGCAGCUGCCAUUCAGGCGAUCCACAAGAAUCCCUCCAUUAGCUCUGUCAGCAUUGCGAACUCUGCCAACGAUGGCAUCAACUUGAUAGCGCCCAGUGGCAAACUGAACCUCAACCAUCUGAAUAUCAACAGGACUCUCGGUACGGGAAUCAGCAUUGUCUCCCUCAGUGGAGAGGGUCGCGAUAGCGAUGAGUCUAGCUUUACGCCGCUCAUGAAACUGGAUUUGCCCUACAAGCUCUUUUCGCUGGUGGACAUCUGUGAUCCCCAGAAAGUGCUGAGCAUCGAGGAGCGUAUGCUGGUCUACUACAAGUAUGACAAUAAUCCCGUUAACUGCGUCAAGAUCUUCACCUCGGCUUUUCGCGCCAAGCCCAUUGGCUUCCGACUGCUGCAAUCAAAUCUGUUCAAUCACUCAAAGCUUUACGGACGCACCGACUUCAUUAAGCUCUACGACGGAGAUAUCUAUAAUAUUACAGCCACGUAUCUGGGCAAAAUUGAAUCGGAUACGGACAAUCAGCGCUCCUUCUUUAAGACCAAGGGUCCGACGUUGAGUUUGCAACUGGUCGCUAGUGGCGCCCCAGAGACACACGGCUUCAUAGCAGAGAUAGUUACGGUGCCCAUUUCCACUUUGGGACAAUAUCGCGAUGCUCUGCACAACAUAACGGAUAGCCACAUCUCGGGUGCUAUGAAGGGUGCCAUUAGCUAUGCAUCGGCGGGUGAGGUGACACCAACGUUAACGCUUAUCGGCAACCGCAUCGAGAGAAACUGCAAGCAGCUCUAUGGCAAUUUUUCAACGUGCACCUCGGCGCUCAAUUUGGAUGUGCAGAACAUGAAUUCACUUUACUUUAUGAACAAUCUGCUCCUUGAGAACCAGGGAGGUUUACGCAUACGUGCGGAUUCCCGCGGCACGGCGACCUCAUUGCGUGGUUUCGUCCAUUAUAAUCUUUUUAUGCGGAAUCGAAAUCGACCCGCUCUGUUUGUGGAGGGUCGACAAUCAUCGCCGUACCAGGAGGUCGAGCUGUAUCGCAACUACUUUGCCCAGAACAUGGCGGGCUACGAGGAGGUCAUUCGACUCUGCCAGGUGGUCUCCAACUUUAGCCACAACUAUGUCCACAGCAAUGUAGGCGGACGCAUUAUGGAGGUGUCCGGAUUUGAGAAGGUGCGACUGCAGAUCUACCAGACAACGGCGCAUAAUGGUUUCUAUAGGAAUGUGGCCACCAACUGGAUGUCGCGAGCCACCAUUGUGGCAGGUACUGCGGGUCAACAGUACGUGGACAACAUAUUCGAGAACUAUGAGAAUGACUACGAGCUGCUGACAGUCAAUAACUCGAUUAUGAGCUUUGAUUAUGAAAACAGGACCUUUGAAACGUGGAGCUCCAAGAUAGAUGCUCGACACAAUUAUUGGAGCUACAACAACACAAUUUCGGUGCAGUCGCGCAUUAGGGAUAAGUCCGAUGAUCCAAUGCUGCUGGAAGUGCUUGCAGUGCCAUUCCAAAUGAACAACGAGACCAUUUUGGAUGGCAAGUGCCCACCCGGCUGGGCACUGGUGCACGACACGUGCUUCAUCUAUGUCGGUGCGCCGAUGACCUUCCAUGAGGCUCGCGACUUUUGCCGCUCGGAGAACUCAACGAUGCCCUUCAAACGCACCGAUAGCACCACCUUGUGGAAGUAUCUGCAGAGCCAGAUGCGGCAUUUGAAGUAUCCGGAGAAGGUCUGGAUACAGGACUACAAUCACAUCGAGCGCUGCACGAGCUUCGUUUUUGGCUCGAUCGAAGUGGAGGACUGCAACAAGGAGCGAGGCUUCAUCUGUGAAAUGGAUCCAAGGGUCAUCAUCGAUCCAUUAUCGUGGCGCGCGGACAUUUUUGCCAUAAGUAUUAUCUCGGCCUUUCUGCUGGCCAUCAUUCUGCUGAUCCUGGUGGCCUUCUGCUGGUUCGCCAAGUCCAAGCAUCGUCAUGUGCAGCGCCUGCAGCGACGCAACAGCAUUCGCCAGAGCCUGCGCAGCCUCAACAGCAUCGAUCCCCAAGGAUCGCUGCGCCGUCGACCCAAUUAUAACAUGUCCAACAGCAAUGGCACUUUGUCCAAGAGUCAGGACUACAAGCAGAUGGUGGCCAAUGGCUCCAUCGACUCCAUGGACAAGAGUGUGCUCAGCUCGGAGGCGGGCAGCUUUGAGGGCUAUGACCAGAAGCCCCACUACAACGAGUAUGUCAAUCAGAAUUCACUUCGUCCCGCCGCACAAGAUCAACAGCAGCAGCAGCAGCAGCCUCACAAGGUGGCCACCAUUUCGAAGGGCACCUCACAUCGCGCUCGAGCAGCAGCUGCAGCAGCAGCCCUGGAGCCCGAUGCCUUUGAGCUGAGCUAUCGCAAUGAGGGAUUCCGCGACAACUCAACUUAUGGCGGAGGCACGAGGGCGAACUCUAUUAGCACCAGCGUCGCCGAGGACACGCCCAUCAUACAUCAGACAGAUGCGGAGACUGAGGAGUUGGGCUCGGAUUAUUAUGGAAAUGCCAGCACGUUGCCCUUACGCACAGAUACGGGAGGCAGCAGCAGCGUGGUUGGGCGUCGUGGCCAACCGGGUCUGGCGUUCCUCAGUGAACUGAAGCAGAAUCUGCCGGAAUAUCAGCAGCGUAGCUCGCACAGCAGCUUUAUGCCGCAGCGCAGCAGCGGAGAGUCUCUGCCCUUUGACCAGAAACUCGAUCAGUUCAACUACUCCACAGAGUCGUCGCUGUAUCGACCAGCUCCAGCUGUGCCGCAGCAGCAAGCAUCUCCGGCGGACAUGCGACGUCCGGACUCUUAUUAUACUGCCGUGCGGAGCAGCAAGGCGCCCGCAUCGCAUUAUCGCACGCCCAGGCCGCUGGCACAGCCGCCGGCUGCGCCCACAAUGCACACGGCGCGUCCAAAGACUGUUUACCAAACUGCAACACCGGAAGUUCCGCGCACAGCACCCGUAGCCACGCCCACUGCCAAUCCGUAUCACCGCUCCAAGUCGGAGGCGCUGCUCGAGACGGAUUUUGAUAGCGAGGGAGGAGAUGGUGGCCUUAUGCCUCUCCACACCAACGGACGCAGUCACAGCCAACCCUUAGAGACGGCCAUGUAAUGGAUCGAACCUCCCUCCCUCUCCCACCUGCCCCCUGUAACCCUUCAUUCUAUAUUUAAAACUCAGUUUUAGUUUUUCAUAAAAUACUUUUAAAUAGACGAGACGAGAUUAUUUUAGCCGACGAACGAGAGACGAACACCACACCUUGUUUUAUGUAGAGAACUUAAAGCAUUCCAUUCCAUCCAUUAGUUAUAAACAUAAUUCAUAAACAUAAAGCAAGCAACGAUCGCGAAAGAAAAAGAAAAGCAAAUCGAAAAAAAAAAUAGUAAUAAAUUGUUGUAUAUAAUUGAUAAUUCUAAUAAAUUUAAAAACAAUUAAUAAGACAAUGCAAAAAAGAAAUUAAAUAAAAUGUUAACAUUAAA
This is a messenger RNA of Drosophila grimshawi, 9895 nucleotides long. RefSeq names its product protein bark beetle (gene bark). Bases 87 to 9533 code for a protein of 3148 amino acids. The record is from RefSeq and is a predicted model, not a curated record. Lineage: Eukaryota; Metazoa; Arthropoda; Insecta; Diptera; Drosophilidae. Gene Ontology annotation, cellular component: membrane. The transcript has 11 exons.